AUGCCAUAUGAGUACUAUUUCCCCAAUUCGGAGUUAGAAGACACGCCAGGUCUCUUCCCAAUGCCGAAAUGCUACGGAUUUACUCUAGAAGAGGCUUCAAUAGACGAUCUCCAGCGGGCAAUGGCUCGUGGCUUCUUAAACUCUGUUCAGCUUGUGCAAUGUUGCUUGAGUCGAGACAUCCAAACCGAUGAGUACAUCAAUUCGGUGCUGGAACGGAAUCCCGAUGUAUUCCAGAUCGCGGCUUCACUUGAUCUGGAGCGUCGCAUGGGCAAAGUCCGCUCACCACUCCAUGGGAUACCAUUCCUUGUCAAAGAAAACAUUGCCACGAAGGAUAAAAUGCAAACCACUGCCGGCAGCCAUGCACUCCUUGGAUCGAUUGUGCCCCGAGAUGCACACGUCGUCCGUCUACUCAGGGAGGCUGGAGCUGUCCUUCUAGGGAAGGCAACCUUGAGUGAGUGGGCGGAUAUGCGCAGCAACAACUAUUCCGAGGGUUACUCUGCCCGAGGUGGGCAAGCCAGAAGCCCUUACAAUUUAACCCUGAACCCUGGUGGAUCAAGCAGUGGUAGUGCAGCGGCAGUUGCAGCUAAUGUCGUCCCCUUUUCGCUUGGAACCGAGACGGAUGGGAGUGUGAUCAGUCCUGCUGAGCGGAAUGCAGUAGUCGGGAUCAAACCCACCGUUGGACUAACGUCUCGAGCCGGAGUCAUCCCAGAAUCAAUUCAUCAAGACACGGUGGGAACGUUUGGAAAGACCGUGAGGGAUGCGACAUAUGCAUUUGACGCCAUAUUCGGACCGGAUUCAAUGGACAAUUACACCGCUGCUCAAGUUGGUAAUACGCCAAAAAGAGGAUACGCAAGCUUUCUAGCCGAUAAAUCAGCUCUGAAAGGAGCAAAGUUUGGACUUCCUUGGAACAGCUUCUGGCUGCCAAACUACGAGACGAUCGUGUCCCCCAACGGCUGGGACUGGGAUUACGGCACGACACGCGGACGAUCUAAUGAGUCGGAGUACACGGUGGUCAAAGUGGACUUCUACAACAACAUCAAAUCGUACCUUUCCGAGCUUAAAAACACAAACAUUCGUUCGCUGGAGGAUAUCGUCGCGUACAAUUACGCCAACGACGGCACCGAGGGCGGAAACCCAUGGCCAUUUGGCAACCCCGCCUUCUACUCCGGCCAAGAUGGAUUCCUCGCAUCUCUCGAGACCAAAGGACGUAUGGACGAGACAUACUAUCAAGCCCUCGAAUUCUGCCAACGCAGCACACGCGAAGAUGGAAUCGACGCUGCCUUGGCCCAAGGCCCAGAUGGCAGUCAACUUGACGCAUUGCUCGUCCCACCGGACGUGGGUCAGACAUACCAGAUCGCAGCGCAGGCGGGAUAUCCCAUGAUCACGGUUCCUGCAUCGGUACAGUCGUCAACUGGGAUGCCGUUCGGGCUUGCACUCAUGCAAACGGCAUGGGGAGAGUCGAAGUUGAUUCGGUAUGCCAGUGCGAUUGAAAAUCUGCAACGAACGUCUGGAACGCCGUAUAAAAGAACGCUGCCAGGUUGGUAUGGUUAUCUCAGGAAGAAUAUUCCGGUGCUUAACUUGUAAGGAGUAGCUAGGUAAUAGCAUGUACACCCGGAGAGGCUUGAUCCGCCUGUGAGUAUCAAAAGAUAUUUAGUAGGGGAUAUAAUAGUGAAGAGCAGGUGGGCUUUGGAAUAUUAGAUCACCACCCUUUUCACAAAAAUCUCUCAGUCAUCAAUUCAACAAUCGCCUCCUUUUUUGACUUCUGAGUAACAAUACAUUAAAUUAG
Eremomyces bilateralis CBS 781.70 is the source of this 1786-nucleotide messenger RNA. RefSeq names its product amidase signature enzyme. NCBI's taxonomy places the organism in Eukaryota, Fungi, Ascomycota, Dothideomycetes, Eremomycetales, Eremomycetaceae. Bases 1 to 1584 code for a protein of 527 amino acids. The record is from RefSeq and is a predicted model, not a curated record. The transcript is spliced from 4 exons.